Microstroma glucosiphilum is the source of this 1880-nucleotide messenger RNA. RefSeq lists its product as hypothetical. Lineage: Eukaryota; Fungi; Basidiomycota; Exobasidiomycetes; Microstromatales; Microstromataceae. Bases 95 to 1489 code for a protein of 464 amino acids. Gene Ontology annotation, biological process: positive regulation of mitochondrial translation. The transcript has 4 exons. The record is from RefSeq and is a predicted model, not a curated record.
UAUUGCCCUCGUCGUGGUGGAUCUCAUAGCAGGCAAAGCAGCUCAGGUCCCAUUCAGGCAACCUCGACCUUACGUGGCCCCACAACUAGCAGUGAUGUUCAGGUAUGGCUCACGCGCACUCGGGCGCACUCUCGUCGCCCCAACGCAGCAAACUCCUUUGACACGGAUCGCUCAACCAUCCUACCGCUUUGCUUCUUCGUCUUCCUCGUCUGCCGCGCCUCCGCCACCCGCUCCCAAAGCAUCUCCGUCGAAGCUGACAAAGGCCAGCAAGCCCUCCUCGAAAGUCAAUGCCCGUACCUCGAGACUCCUGCGGUCACAGCUCGCUCCAGCCUCGGCGGCGCCGGGCAACACAGACGCAGAAGCAGCAGAAGCAGCCGCCUUGGCAGAGGACGACUACGCCCAAGCCAACAUCGCCGAGUCGCGAGGCGCGGCAGGCCCAUCAACGACGUCUGCAGCAGCUGUACCGCCUCAGCUGCAAGAGGUCCUAGCCUUCGCCACUGCUUCGUCUUAUGACUUUGCCGCUCUGAUCAAUUCGGGUCGAUUGCCUCCGGGUUGGCGUCUCAUGGAGGAUGGCCAGGUCAUCUACCUACCCUCCUGGCCUGCCCACCAUCAUCCACAUACACAUGGCAAACCUGGCCGCUCAGCAUCAGGCGAGGUGUUUAUUCUCCGGACCGGAGCCUACAUCACCUGGGGGCUCAACGCCGAGCAGGCUCAGAGGUUCAGAGGGAGCGUACUGAGUCCAAGAGGUGCGAUACAAGCAGCAUCGCAGCCGCUCAUAGAGAAGGAACCUUACGAGGAUGUGGGAGAGGAGGAAAUGGAGUUCGUCGUCAACGAGCAAGACUUCACACGCAUCGUGGGAGACGUGCUGAUUCUCGGUCAAGCACCGCCAGACGUAGACUCGUCUUCGGACCCCUGGUCGCCCCUACUGGCACGCCUGUCUUUCUCAGCAGGACUCGCUCUCUCCGCGCGCUUGUCCUCUCAGGAGGCAUCACUUUCAGAGUAUCUCUCAUCGGUCUCGACCCUACCCCUCUUGCUUGAAAAGAAGGGUAGGGUGCCGAUCAGCCGUAAGGAGGUCGUGAGGAAGAUGGGCCGGUUGCUCAAGCUACGGCAAAUGGUCAAUCUAGAAGAGGGAAGUAAGGUGGAGGAGCUUGAGUUGUUUUGGGAGAACGGUCGCAUGGAAGAGCAUUACGAUUCCAUCUGCCAGACCCUGGACAUCGAGCAGCGCUUCCGAGCGUUGAAUGAGCAGCUCGACCAUGCCGAGAAUCUUAUGGGUGUGCUUCGAGCUUUACUUACCGAGGGCAGCUCGCACAGGAUGGAAGUCAUCAUCAUUGCCCUCAUCGCAAUUGAAGUCACCCUGGCCCUGAUCUCUCACGGCUACCUCUCAAAUCCAUUCGCUGAGCCUGCAGUGGGCGACAUUGUCCCUCACGCUCACAGUCAUACGCUUGCCAAUGCUAGUGCGACCAAAGCCUCUAAUGAGCACGCCGUCUAGGUUUUUGCCUAUGCUCUAGACGCCCUCAUCUCACUGUAUUAUAUCAGCCCCUUUUGUGCACGUAUACCACCACUUUUCCUGCGCAACAAUCACUACUCAGUCUCUCCCAUUGCGUCUGAUCUACUGACGCUCGUACGGAAUCUCGUUCGCUGGAGCGGUGACGGAGCCUCCGACCUAGCCUUAGUGACUCAGGCAAAGCGCAAGACUCUAUCAGGAUCAGCGUAAAGACUGAGUGAGACGAGAGGCAUGCCGUGGGAGCUUGUGGAAUGUGUCAUGUCACCCCACGGGUGUCAAUUGUUGAGCUUCUGGCACAAUUGCUCAUAAAUCUGCAUCGAUUGCGUUUGGUAUCUGUAAACGGUCAGGCCGGCGCCACCGCCACGAGACUGGAGAU